AUGGCAAAUGAGAAUUUACACGAAAUCAGCAGCUUAGAAUUUAGUUUAGAAGAUGCAAAUGAGCAAAUUUCUCGAACGAGCAUUCUUCAGAGUUCUAUUUUAUCAUCACCUCGACAAUUGGCGCAGAAGCCUUUAUUUUCGUCGACAUUGCCGGUUACCUUUUCAUCGAGAUCUCAAGACAUUAAAAAAUCUCUCGAUACAACAAAAACUCUUGGUUCGCCUCAAGUCAGCGAUCUUCCGAAUAUUCAGGAGGAAAAUAUUGAUUAUUAUGGGAAAAAUUUUGAAAUAUCUGAAUCUCCAGUGAAAUUUAGGCCGACAACUAGCCCACCUCUUAUUCCAUAUACAUAUUCACCUCAGCAUACCUUGGAUAAUGCUGGACAAAUUUUAUCAAAUCUCGUGAAAGGAAAAAAUCUUGGUCGCAAUUUUUCUACAGGCAAUUCCAGUAAGCUCAAUCAGAUGAUCGAUAGUGUUCAAAACAUUACUGCGCUCAGUGCAUCUGCAAUACGAUUUAACAGUUCUGCAUCGAUGUAUUCGACAAACUUACCUUUUCCUGCCGAACUCAUCUCUACAGACUUUGAUUUUGAAAUAACUCCAGCCCAGUUCCUGACAACAGUAAUAAAUGUUUCAUUUUCGACUAAAUUCGUACCAAGUCAAAACAAAUUCACAGAUGGUUUAUCAUCUGCUUCAUCUCUUCUAAAUAUAACAACAGAUCCACCUGUCAAUCAAUUGGUAACGAAUUUCUCAGCAACAGUGACUAGUGCAACUGAAUCAUCUCUCGAUAGGACAACAGCAGUUUUAGCUUUCAAUUCCUCAUCGACAAUCAAAAAUCUCUAUAAACCUUCGUUUCUUGCAACAACGGUAGGCACUGAAAAGAUUGAACAGAAACAUGGAAUUAAAUUGCCCGAAUGUGCGCCACUGCGAAUAGGGGAAUACUGUAAUACACAAGCAGGUCCACUUAAAAGCUCAAAAGUGCGACGUGGCUCAACAAUGAAAGCAUUCAAUAUUGAUGGAUUCGAAUCAUAUUUGAAACCCAUACUGAAUUCGUUAAAUAUAAAAAUUCACAAGAAUUCUUCAUUUGAAGGAGUAGUUGACAUAAUGGCAUUGGCAGUAAACGGUACAUCUGUUAUCAAUGUGCACUGUGAUUCUACUAUAUAUAACUGUAGCAUGUCGAAUAUUCAAGUAGCCAAAUGUAUCAACGGAAAUAUAAUAUGCAGCAAAUCAUUCAUCUACGAUGUGCAGUAUGAUCUAUUAUCUGUUGACCUUUCUGAGAAUUUGAUUUCUGGUGAUAUAAUAACGUUAAAAAUCUCAUUUUUUGGCAGAGAUCGGCCAUCUGCUGCAUUUAUUGUACGAAGUCCACAUAAGUGGGAGGCUAAACGAUCGAAUACAGCAAUAUUGUCGUCAAAACAAUCGAGUAAUAUGGUGAUUACUUGUUUCGAAAAAACUCCACCAUUAGCUGUAAAUCAAGUCGCUUUUGUUAUUUUUGAGCCAAUGUAUUCUAUGAAACAGUCGAUCAAUCGAAAGCUUGGACCAUUUGAAUUGGAAAUACUACAUUCUGAAGACGACAAGAAUCUCAAAUUAGAUUGGCUAAAAGAAGAAACAUUAAAUGCUGUGGAUUUUCUGUCGAACUUUUCUGAUUAUGAAUUUCCGCUGAACAAAUUAACUUUAUUGACAACUGCACUUCCAAUGAAUGGUAUUGGUAGCCUUGGGUUAAUAAUUCUUAACGAACAAUUUAUUGCUUAUCCGAAGUAUUAUUUAACACAUUCGACACUCGCACAGCAGGAAGGUUUGUGCAAUUAUCUUUCUUGGUUAAUUAUUGGAACAAUUGAUAUAACGACGGAUUUCGAUUUACAAGAGAAGCGUUACGGAGCAAUUGAACAUGAAAGCGAUUCGAACAUUUCGUUAAUAAACAAUCAGAAAUCAGAAGAGAUUAUUAAAAAACCAUGCAUACGACUAUGCAAAUUCUUCACAGAUUAUUUUUAUAAGGCCUUUGUACCCGUUGUCGCUGUUUCAUAUAUGCCUGAAGGCAUGCAUUUGUCACAGACCGUCACCAUAAAUCGAAAACCCAUCAAUGAACCACCUACAGUCAUACCAUUGGAAAUAUCUUACGCAGAUUCUUCAGAUCGCAUAGUAGCGAUACUAAGUAAAUCCAAUCAGAUGUUUGCAGUCAAACAGCAAAACCAAUUUUUGGUUGAUCCUGACGGGAAGUCAUUUGCUAUUAUUAUUUACAAGGCGCAAACUUAUAUUCAAUUACUUCAAUGUGCAAAGUAUCAAUCUUGCAAGUCGAUUGAUGCGAAGAAAAUGAAACGAAUUGUAGGCGAUUUUUGUUGGGCAUUUCUCGCAAAUCUUGUUCAAAAUUCUAACGACAGUUUCUUAUGGGUAAAAUUUUUACGAUCUCUUUCGAAAACGACAUAUGCGAAUUUUGCAUGCAAUUGUUGCGUCGAUAUUGAUAAUAUACGACCAGAUUCCAUUUAUUGCAAAUGGCAGAGGAAAGAUGUUUGUGAAAAAAUUGAUUUAAUUAAACAAAUUAAAAGAUCCAUCUAA
Messenger RNA from Dracunculus medinensis (Guinea worm), 2541 nucleotides. The record is from the annotation of a GenBank genome assembly. Lineage: Eukaryota; Metazoa; Nematoda; Chromadorea; Rhabditida; Dracunculidae.